Epinephelus fuscoguttatus (brown-marbled grouper) is the source of this 3432-nucleotide messenger RNA. RefSeq lists its product as uncharacterized. The coding region runs from base 521 to 1621 and encodes 366 amino acids. Gene Ontology annotation, molecular function: protein binding. The record is from RefSeq and is a predicted model, not a curated record. The transcript is spliced from 5 exons. Lineage: Eukaryota; Metazoa; Chordata; Actinopteri; Perciformes; Serranidae.
ACACACACGCACACAAAGACAGAUGCACACACACGAUACACUUGAAUGCUGAUCAAAAUUUUCUCACUGAAAUCUCUGCACCAUCAGAAUCCAACCCCUGUUGCCAUAACUUUACUUCUUUCCUCCUCAUUUCCUUCCUCAGCAGUUUUUGUCAGUCUUUUUGUGUAUUUCAUCUCCAUGGUACAAGCAAACAUAUUGUCACCAAAUGUUACCGUUACCAAGGGCUGACACAAGGGAGAAGGAAGAAGUGAGUUAGGGAAGAUUAUGGAGGAGGUCUGGGGUCUGGGAUGUGGGUAGCGUUUGAAAAGGAGGAAUGCAUCAGACAGUGGGUAAACAUCGCCGGUAGCUUGAAAACACACACACACACAGACACACAGACACACACACACACACGUGCAGACCUAUUAACACACACACAUAUUUCCAUGCGGCUUCCGCCAGUUUCACUGGGAAUUUAAGACAACUUGUCCUCGCUGUGUAGCUCCUGCUCAAACAGGGUUAUAUCUCAGCAGCUGUCUCCAUGGCUCCCCUGUGUUGUGCUGUGUUGGUCCUGCUGUACAUUUUUGACUCUGCCUCAGCCACUACUGUAGCUAACACAGAUUAUGGAGGUGUUCCUCUGUGGAUUAAUCGCCUGUUGGGUGAGCCCAGUGUGACGAGCCUGCAGGGACGGAUGGACUCAGCCUGGUUCCGAGCCAACAACCCUGAAUCCUGCCCUGAACAGUGUGACUGCCCUAUCCAUUGGCCCACAGCACUCUACUGUGACCACAGAGGCUUGGCAGACAUCCCUGACCGCCUGCCAGACAGAACUCAAUACCUGUUUUUACAGGGCAACAACAUCUCAUCUCUGUCCUCCUCCUUUCUGGCCAACAUCACUGAUCUACGCUGGCUCAUCCUGGACCACAACCAGCUGCAGAGCGACAAGCUGGACCAGGCUGCCCUGCAGAACCAGAGCCAGCUGUCCUACUUUUUUGCAAACCACAACCACCUGAAAUCAGUGCCCAGUGCUCUCCCAGCUGGACUCAAGCAGCUGCGACUGGCCCACAACCAAAUCAGGAGCAUCAGCCCCGGAGCUUUCCAGAACCUCCACAACCUGACGCUGCUGCUGCUGCAGGGAAACAGACUGCAAACCAUCACAGAGGGAGACCUCAAAGGUCUGGUCAGUCUGAACCUGCUGGACCUCAGUGGGAAUUCGUUGUCAUCCGUCCCCAAGCAUUUACCCCCUUCUGUCCAGCAGCUCUAUCUGUCCAACAACACUCUCUCUGAGCUGGAUGAAGACAGUUUCGUUGGAUUUCUCAGCCUCAAGUACCUUCGUUUGAGUCACUGUGGUCUGCAGAGCAGCGGCGUCCACCUGCAGGUCUUCAACUUCUCCAGCCUGGUGGAACUGGACCUUUCUUAUAACAAACUAACAACCAUUCCCACAGUCCCCACCACCCUGCAGUACCUCUACCUUGAGGCCAAUCAAAUACAAGAGUUCAAUGUGACCAGUUUCUGCAGAGAGGUGGGACCUCUGUCUUACUCCAGGAUGAAGAUCCUACGACUGGAUGGAAACAAAAUGUCCUACCACCAGCUGCCGUAUGACUGGGUCUUCUGCCUGCGAGUGCUUGAGAGUAUUUACAUCUGAUCCAUCUUCUGAACAUGGAACAAGGGUUACUGUAUAUGACUGGCCGACCUCAUCUAUAAAAAAAGACGUGACUCAACUUCAGAUUUUUAUUUGGCUAUAGCCAACUCAUCACUUGUGAAGUCGAACAGCUCGGCCAUACAGCCAUAAACCAGAGAAGAAUCUGAUUUAUUAUGCUUUCAAUAUGUAGAUACACACCCAAACACUGAAGGGAAAACUGACCUUCAAAAGAUGCCAGAGUUUGAACUUGUACACUAAACCAGUGUUAUUUUAUCAGGAUGCCAAAAGUCAUGAUCAAAACAUUUCUCAUACCACCAGCGCAUUCCCAUGGGUUUCUUUCUCUCUCUCAUUCCAUCUUUUCCAAGUUCUGCCUCAGCAGGGUCGUACAUCUGUGUGUUAUUACUGAAUAGGAACUUUGACAAACCCUCUCAUUUCUGACUGUACAGGGAAAUGCGCUCUGGUUAAACUGAGCUGUCUUAGGAGGGAAAAGGAAACAUGUAUGAAUGGCAAAAUUCAGUAGCCUUCCCAUGAGACUAUCUGACUCACUUAGCUGGGCAGUGUUAAACAGCCACACUAGUCCACACAUGGAGCAGUCCAAAUCUGCUAAUUGUCUAAAACAAAAAUAUUGUUACAUUAAACCUUAAUUUGAAAGCUGAUGUCCAUGAUGCUAAAACAUGAAGUUUGGUUUGUGCAACAAAAAAAUAAAAUGGACAUUGUUAAGAUAAUAUUGUGUACUUUUUGAAAAGCUGCUGCUACUUAGCUGUCACCACAUGAAAUACAAACAAUCUUGAGCAAACAGUGAUUCACAUUACACCCUUGUUUAUGUGUCAGAUUUAAACAUUAUAAUCAUGAAAUUUAGCAAAUAUUUAUAACUGAAAAGAAAUAGAUUUCACACCAGCCUUAAUUAAGGGGAGAUUAUCUACUAUAUCCACCUGAGCACAAUACACUAAUAAAUGUAAAAACAAAAUGGCUGCCAUCUCUGCCAAGUCAGUCUGUGGCUGAUCCUGACACAAAAGUGGACAAAGGACAAAACCUGAACAAAUUUUAUGGUUGAAACCUGUUUGUGAAUGUUUAAUAAUGUUUGUAGUUUCAUAGACAUACACAUUUGACCAAUUCAGCAUUUGUUUGUGGACAUUGGGACUUAAUUAUAGCAGCAUUUGACACAUUCCUAGCUUGGAGUAUGGAGCAAGGAAAAUUCAUAGAGUUACAAAAUGAACAAAUCACAGUUUAGUUUUUGCACAGCCAUGUUCAGGCAUUGAAAUAAACAGUUCUGAACUUUUUUUUUUUACUUGAACAGUGACCUCUAACCCAGAGAGUUACAGAAUAAUGUUGCACUGUUUGUGAUUUUGUUUUUGUACAACAAUAUUCAAGCACUGAAAUUAACAGUAUUACAUUUUAUUUCACACUUGGGGCUAUUAAAAAUAAACCCAGUGUCCCCAUAUGAGGACGUAAUUUAGUUCAAAUACUACUUCCUGUUCAAAGACAAUGACUUAUCAGAUCCUACUGAUGCCAAUUAGCUAGGAGAAAUUAAAAAUGCUUACCAAACAAAAGUUCCAGUCUCAGGAGGUGCUGUGUCACCUUCAGCUCAUUACAUGCAUGCUGUGAGACUUGCGAGACUGAGUGAGACCAGAGGCCUGUACAACAAAGCCAGUUCAACUUACCCAGGAUAUCUUUUACGUUCUCUGGCUUGACUGACCCAAACAUUGGCCGUCUGGAUAACAGGUCCUACGAAGCUGGUUAUCAACCAUUUCAGUCAACUCUGGGUUUUCCUACCCAGCCACAAGUGUGUUCAUGUAAAAGACACGGGGGUGGUA